Ficedula albicollis (Collared flycatcher) is the source of this 760-nucleotide messenger RNA. It is a transcript of the gene C1QL1, whose product is annotated as complement component 1, q subcomponent-like 1. The transcript has 3 exons. Gene Ontology annotation, molecular function: protein binding. The record is from RefSeq and is a predicted model, not a curated record. NCBI's taxonomy places the organism in Eukaryota, Metazoa, Chordata, Aves, Passeriformes, Muscicapidae. The coding region runs from base 1 to 732 and encodes 243 amino acids.
AUGGGCGUGUCCGGCGGCGGGGUGGGCGUGUCCGGCGGGGUGGGCGUGGCCCGUGCGGCGCGGGGCGCACCGGAGCCAGCGGAGCGCAGCGAGAUCGGAAGACCCGCCCCCCCGCAACCGGCCGAGCGCGGCCCCCUCCCGCCGCCCUCCACCCUGGUGCAAGGUCCCCAAGGCAAACCGGGGAGACCGGGAAAGCCGGGACCGCCGGGACCGCCCGGAGAACCGGGGCCGCCGGGGCCGGUGGGGGCGAGGGGUGAAGCAGGAAGACCGGGACCCCCGGGAUUACCGGGACCGGGGGCUACGGGCGCGGUGAGCGCGGCCACCUACAGCACGGUGCCGCGGGUCGCCUUCUACGCCGGCCUCAAGAACCCCCACGAGGGCUACGAGGUCCUCAAGUUCGACGACGUGGUCACCAACCUGGGCAACAGCUACGACGCCGCCUCGGGCAAGUUCACCUGCGCCAUCCCCGGCACCUACUUCUUCACCUACCACGUCCUCAUGCGCGGCGGCGAUGGCACCAGCAUGUGGGCCGACCUCUGCAAGAACGGGCAGGUCCGGGCCAGCGCCAUCGCGCAGGACGCCGACCAGAACUACGACUACGCCAGCAACAGCGUCAUCCUGCACCUGGACGCGGGGGACGAGGUCUUCAUCAAGCUGGACGGGGGCAAAGCCCACGGCGGCAACAACAACAAGUACAGCACCUUCUCCGGCUUCAUCAUCUACUCGGACUGAGCCCGGAGCCGCGGCACCGCCCCCCCCC